UGGGAAGUAUUUGAGAUUUAGUGUUUGAACCUUCCGCAUCUCAUUCAAAACACAGUACUUGUCUUACAGAUUGUGUUGAGCAGGAGGCUUUGCUGUGUUGUCCUGUUGUUCUGAGAAAAGAGCACAAUGGUGAUUGCAGGUCACGCCGCCUCUCUCGCACUGCUGAUAUCAUUUGCUUUUGGUGUUGCCGAUGCCAUUCGAACUUUAAAAGAUGGACCCAUGAUUGAUGCUGAAGGAAGGGAAUAUAAAUCUGCCACAUUCAGAACUGAUGCAGAAAACAUCAGCGGACCACAAUUCAAUCACAGAUCCACUGUCCAUGUACAAUGCAAUGAAGCGUCCAUGGUCAUUGUGGUAAAGGCUGACCUGUAUAAAAAUGGACGCCUUGUGUCUCCUGGAGACAUUUUUUUGGGAGGAGCCGACCAUUCACAGAGCAGUCAGUGCCGAGCUACUGCUGCUAGUGACUCUGAAUAUAUCAUUGAAGCUCCAUUGCAAGACUGUGGCUCCAAAUUAGUUAUAUCUAAGGACUCUGUGAUCUACACAAACAAGCUGAUAAUCUCACCAGCUGGCAGUUACCCUGGCAUUACAAGAAUGAAUCAUGCUGUCCCCGUUUCCUGUCACUAUAAAAGGACAAACAUUGUGAGCAGUAACUUUCAGCAGCUUCCCCUGAUCUCCACUCCUGCAAAGUAUUCAACAGCUGCCUUCUCUCUAAAGCUGAUGACCGAUCAUUGGACGAGUGAGACGUUCUCCAGGGUCUUCUACAUUGGAGACCUCCUGCACCUCGAGGCAUCUUACACUGGUCCUGAUUCAGGACAAAGACGACUCUUCAUCGACAGCUGUGUUGCCACUCUGUCACCUGACGCAACAUCAAACCCCAGAUACUAUUUCAUUGAAAACCAUGGGUGCCUCGUUGAUGCGAAAGAGGAAGAAUCAAACGCACUGUUCCAACCCAGAAAGAGGGCUUCUUCUCUUCAACUGCAGCUCGAUGCCUUCCUGUUUCACCAGGAUUCAAGGAACGCAAUAUUUAUCACUUGCCAUUUGAAAGCAACCUCUGAAAUGUGGAAGAGCAGCUCCAUCAACAAGGCCUGCAACUAUGUACAUUCAAGAUGGAUAAAUGUGGAUGGGAGUGAUGUGUGUCGAUGUUGUGACAGUACCUGUUCUCCCAACGAUAAUACAAAUCGGAGACGACCGAUCCCAAAAGACAUGGCUUGUGGAACUGCAACGAUUGGCCCUUUGAUGGUUUUCCCCAGCAAGUAGGCAAGGGACAAAAUUCCAGACAAUAAACAUUAUUUGUAUUGUGUUCUUUUAAUUUUCUUGGCAUGGUGGCAUUAAAAUAUUAAAUAAUCUGAGUAAAGAGUCAGUUUAAAUAGG
Messenger RNA from Sander lucioperca (pikeperch), 1368 nucleotides. RefSeq names its product zona pellucida sperm-binding protein 3-like. Gene Ontology annotation, cellular component: extracellular matrix. Bases 127 to 1254 code for a protein of 375 amino acids. The record is from RefSeq and is a predicted model, not a curated record. The transcript is spliced from 8 exons. Gene Ontology annotation, biological process: positive regulation of acrosome reaction; binding of sperm to zona pellucida; egg coat formation. Gene Ontology annotation, molecular function: acrosin binding. Lineage: Eukaryota; Metazoa; Chordata; Actinopteri; Perciformes; Percidae.